AUGAUUCAUCAAUUAAACAUUGUAUCACUUUUAUUGUUUUUGAUUGGUGUGUCCUCUGAAAAAUGUGAAGCUGGUUAUUAUCAAAGUGAUGGUAAAUGCGUUGAGUGUAAAAAUGGAUAUUAUUCAGUUGGAGGGACUGUUGUCGAAUGCACAAAAUGUGACGAAUUGUGUGCGAUUUGCGAUAAAACAAAUGGGAAUUGCACAAGUUGUGUUAGUGGGUGUAGCUUCAUCGGCCGUAGCUGCUUGUUGUGUCCAGCUGGGUAUUAUUCACCUGGUGGAACACAAUCAUGCACAUUGUGUCGGGCUGGUUAUUACUCGCUUGGUGGUGCUUCUGUGUGUUCAAGUUGUGAUUCUACAUGUGAUAGUUGUGAUAGAACAAAUGGCAACUGCACAACAUGUAAUUCUGGUUAUAUAUUGACGGAUGGCAGAUGCACACCAUGUCGGGCGGGGACGAUUCAAAAUGGCGAUAUGUGUGUGGAGUGUCCAACUAACUAUUACUCACCAAGCGGUUCCAUUUCAUGUAGAAAGUGUGACACGACGUGUGUGACAUGCAAUUCAACAAAUGGGUAUUGCACAUCGUGUCAAGGUGGAUAUGCCACCAACAACAAAGUGUGUACAAUGUGUGCAAGUGGGUAUUACGAGCACAAUAACGCAUGCAAACAAUGUGAGAAUGGGAUGUAUUCGUCAACAAGUGGGAUCACUGCAUGCACGCCGUGUCAGGGUGGGUAUUACAGUCUGAUUGGGUAUUCUGGGUGUGUACAUUGUGAUGAUGUGUGUGGUGAUCACUGUGAUGCUGCAAGUGGGAAGUGUCUGAGUUGCAUAAGUGGAUAUGUCUUACAACCAACGGGAGAGUGUGUUGGAUGUGAAGGUGGGCAAUAUGCAAAUGCAGCAACUAACAGCUGCAAGUUGUGUGCUGCUGGAACGUAUUCAGAGCAGAAUGCAACUUCAUGCACAAGUUGUGGUGAUGGGACGUAUUCCAAAGAAGGUGCCACCAGCUGUACCGCAUGUGCAUCUGUUUGCAACACUUGUGACAAAACAACUGGUGUGUGUCUGACAUGCUAUUCAGGGUAUCAACUGAAUGCUUUGCAGAGCUGUGAGAUAUGCCGACGUGGGACAUACUCAUAUGGCAAAAAAUGUGUUGAAUGUGAAGAGAUGAAAUACCAAAGUAAAGAGGGGCAGUCCCUCUGUCUUGCCUGCAAUACAAACUGUGCGUCGUGUGACAAAACAAAUGGAAAGUGCACCACAUGCAAAGCUGGAUAUGGUUACGACAGUGGAAGUUGCACGGUGUGUCGCGAUGGCUACUAUUCCACAGGCGGGACUGAUGGUUGCAUGUCGUGUCCAGUUGUUUGUGAUAAAUGCAUCAGAGAGAGUGGCGCGUGCUCGUUGUGUUUUUCUGGGUUUAAGAAAGUUGGAGGUGAAUGUACAUCAUGUGCAUCAAAUGGGAAUUGCAAUUCGUGUGAUUCAAACGAAAAUGAGAGCAGCCGGGUGUGUGUCGAAUGCACUGAGAAUUACUAUUUAAAUGAUAAAGACAACAGCUGCAACUUGUGCAACACAAUUGAUGUCAGCUGUGUAAAAUGUUCACGAAGUGCAAAGGUGUGUGUUGCAUGCAAAGAAGACUUUGUGACAGAUGGCACUUCGUGUUACAAAUGUGGUGCAAGCGAAGUCAAAAUCGACACACAAAGCUGCAUGAAAUGUUAUGACGCCAUCAACAACUGCAACGAUUGCACUUUCACAAACACCACCUUUGUGUGUGUUAGAUGUUUUGCGCCAUAUGCGGUGUCAACUAACAGCAAGUCGUGUGUGUUGGGUUACACUGAGGGUAGUUAUUACAACUACGACACAAAGACAUCAACAUUGAAUUAUGAUAAUUGUGUGAGACAGGUGAACACAACGUGUAUACGAUGCAAAAACACUCUGCUUGUCAACGGAAGUUGCAUUGGUGUUGACAGUAAUUGCAAAAAACACUCGACAACGACGUGUGAUGUGUGUGCGACAGAAGUUAUCACAACAGCAAACUGUGGAGAAACCACAAAUAACUGCAAAUACACAAAAGUUGUGAGUGGUGUUGGUGAGUGUCUCCAAUGCAAAAGUGACGAGCUGUGUGGACUGCAACAGCAGCACUGCGCAAUGUCAAACAACUUAUUUUGUUAUUUGGCAGUAACUGGAUAUUCUUCAACAACAAAUGGAAUUUUGGAGUGUGUGGGUGGCAGUCUUUGUAUUCAAAUCGGCAACGAUGAAAUUGAUUAUAAGUGUGCAAAUCCAUAUGUGUUUGAUGGCAAAUACAAAUGUCAUGACGAUGUCAAAUGCAGCAUAAUGAAGUCGAGUGAUUGUGUUGGAUGCACCACAAAUCACCACAUUGAAGACUACACGUGCACACAAAACACAAUUGCAAACUGUGAAAUUCAAAACAAAGACAUUUGCAUCAAAUGCGAUGCAACAACAAUCACAUCAGAUGGGAAGUGUUACUCAACUGGCAGUGUCGACUGUGCUGUGUUUGAUGGUGUGUGCAAGAAUUGUGCAGCAGACAAGUACAAAACACUUGAGAGGUGUGAGUUGAUAGAAACACAACUCCCAUCAUGCCAGUUUGUUAUUGGAGAACACUGCGCUGAGUGUCAAACCAAGCACAAUUUGAUCAACGGCAUUUGUGUGACAAACACACAACAAAACACAACAAACAAUUAUUUUAAAUCCAUUUCAAAUCAAUUGCAAAACACACAACAAAAAAAUUAUAAAAGUGGCACCAAAACGUUAUUGAAAUUGGAAGAAAACGACGCGUCGAAUUGCAUUGAAAAAUGUUCAAAGGGAUGUUUGCGAUGUGCUGCCACGUAUUAUAUACAAAAUGGUGCUUGUGUGCAGUGCGAGUACCCCUGCAUACACUGCUCCAAUUUGACAUUCUGCACAAAGUGUGACCAAUACUCGUAUCCAAACACAAAUGGCAUUUGCACAACUCUUGGAGAAAUCAUUACAACAUGCUUGGCAAUGAUGCCAAAUUACGAUGGAUGCGCUAUUUGCAAAGAUGGUUACAAAAGAUCCACCGAUGGCAAAAGUUGUGACAAAUGCGAUGAGUCGUGUGCAACGUGUGAUGUCUUUGGCAAUUGCAUUGACUGCAACAACACAUUCUAUCGAAUCGAUACAAGUGAAAAAUACUGCAGACCACAAAGUGAGUUAGUUGGAUGUGUUAAUUCGAGUACUUGUGGCUGCUUGAUAUGUGAAGAUGAGUAUUAUUUAAAUACAAAUAAAUGUGAAAAAUGUGAUGACAACUGCACACUCUGCACAUCACUGAAUGAGUGCACAUAUUGUGUUGCAACACACAUUUUAGUCGAUUCACAGUGUGUUCAUUUUUCAACUGUUUCAAAUUGUAUUUCUGCAUCUGACAACAAGUGCGCGCAAUGUGCUGACAACUACAAAGUCAAUACAAAAGGCACUCAAUGCGACAAAAAGACGAACUAUGGCUUGGACGUUGUUCUUCCUGUUGUCCUGACAUUAUUAUUUUUGGUAUUUCUUUCUGUAGUGAUAUAUACAAUUUUUUAUCUUUUUAAUAAAAAGCAGAAGAAAGACAGAGAAAAAGGAAUAUGUGUAUUUUCGAUGAAAAAAUCGAAUAUUCCAAUGAAAGUACUUGGAAACAAAAUUUUGACAAAUAAGACUGAAAUUUGUUUUAAUGAAGUUGAUGAUUUUGAAGAUUUGCUUAAAGUCAAUGUUGAAAGUCGUGAACUUGUUUGUGUUGAAAACUCUUCAAAAGAUGUUUUAAAAAUUCAAAUCACAACACAAAACAUUUCACAAAAGUACGCAAUAAGAACAGAACCAAAAAUAGUGACUUUAAAAAAAGGAUUUGCAUGUGAAUUUGAAGUCUAUAUAACGCCAUAUUGUUGUCUUAAUUUGAAUGACAAAGUUGCUAUCAUAUCAUUGAAUUUGAACACAGGAUUGUCUUCAACAUCUUUUGUUGGUAUAAGUGCCAAAACAGAAAACUCUACACAUUUAGAUUACGAUGAGUUGUUAGAAGACAAGAAACUUGGUGAAGGAUCUUUUGGCAUUGUGUAUAAAGGAAAUUACAGAGGAAAUAUUGUUGCAAUUAAAAAGAUGAAACAAAUUGACAAUUCAUUAGAUGACAAUUCGAUUGAUGAAUUUACAAAGGAAGUUGAAAUGCUUGACAAAUUCCGCAGUGAGUAUAUCAUUCAUUUUUAUGGUGCGGUGUUUAUACCAAGCAAGGUAUGUAUGGUCACCGAAUUUGCACCAUUUGGCAGUUUACAAGACUUAAUUAAAAACAAAACAAGUGAAGAAGUUGAAUUGAAAAUGAGGGUUAAAAUGAUAGUAGAUGCGGCAAAGGGAAUAUCAUAUUUACACGAAAAUGGGAUUUUACACAGAGAUAUCAAACCAGACAACAUUCUUGUGUUAUCACUCGAUUCAAAUGAAAACGUGAAUGCAAAAUUAACUGACUUUGGGUCAAGUAGAAAUAUCAAUUUGUUAAUGACAAAUAUGACAUUUACAAAAGGUGUUGGAACACCAAAGUAUAUGGCGCCUGAAGUUUUAAAACAAGAGAAAUACACCAAAAGUGCCGAUAUUUUUUCGUUUGGAAUAACAAUCUAUGAAGUGGUUGGGUGGUGUAAAGCAUAUCCAACAGAGACUUUCAAGUUUCCAUGGAAAAUUGCGGAGUUUGUGAUGUCAGGAAAGCGACUCGAAAGACGUGAAAAUAUACCCGUCAAUUUGUAUGAAAUUAUUCAAGCGUGUUGGGUUCGAGAAAAAGCAAACAGAGUCUCCAUUGAUGAAAUAGUUAAUAUGCUAAUAAUAUGA
Molecule: messenger RNA, 4788 nt
Organism: Entamoeba invadens IP1
Lineage: Eukaryota; Evosea; Mastigamoebida; Endamoebidae
Product: protein serine/threonine kinase, putative
Exons: 1
Coding region: 1-4788 (1595 amino acids)
Biological process (GO): protein phosphorylation
Molecular function (GO): ATP binding; protein kinase activity
Source: RefSeq, a predicted model, not a curated record